This is a messenger RNA of Chelonia mydas (Green sea turtle), 1454 nucleotides long. Its product is annotated as nudix hydrolase 24, chloroplastic. Gene Ontology annotation, molecular function: 8-oxo-dGDP phosphatase activity. The transcript has 8 exons. The record is from RefSeq and is a predicted model, not a curated record. Bases 393 to 1316 code for a protein of 307 amino acids. NCBI's taxonomy places the organism in Eukaryota, Metazoa, Chordata, Testudines, Cheloniidae.
AGGGGAGGGGCUGAGGCAGGCCCGGGAUCCUGCCACCCCAUUGGCCAGCUGUGGAGAGAGGGCGUAGCCAGGCAGGGAUCCUGCCACCCCAUUGGCCAGCUAUGGAGAGAGGGCGUAGCCAGGCAGGGAUCCUGCCACCCAAUUGGCCAACUGUGGAGAGAGGGCGUGGCCAGGAGGGAGCCUGCCAGCUGAUUGGCCAGCAACUACUAAGGGGCGUGGCUUGAGGAAGCCUCUCAGUUCGGAGAGGUGGGAGGGGGCGGGUUUUACAACAUGCCUCGUGAUGCGAUUGGUCCGGGGAGGACGGACCCGCUCGGCCCCUGAUUGGCGAGGGGGCGGGGCCUGAGGCGGAAGCCGCUCGACUGUGAUUGGCUGGAGGCGGGGCCGGGGGUGUCAUGGCGGGUCCCGCGUGGUCCGAGCGGGUCCGGGAGCUGCUGAAGCGGAUGAACAAUUUCCACGAGCCCGGCUCGUCCCGGGACCAGUGCCUGCCGUUCCUGGUGGCGGGGCAGCGCGUGGGCUCCGUGCCCGCCCCGGUAGCCCAGCGGCUCCAGGGCUACCCGGCUGUGUUCACCGUGUGCCCCGGGCCCGGCCACGUUGAGCUCCACCCGCAGCUGGCGUCCCACGGGCAGCGCACGGCCGCCGUGGGGCAGGUGCUCACGGAGCUGCGCGACCUGGGGGCUUUCCCCUGCCUGCGUGAAUGGAGAGACGAGCUGGCCCCCUUGUCCUUGCAGCACUAUGAGGUGAUGCCCCGGUUCUGCGACCCGCCUCUGUUCAGCAUGGAGCGCGCGGCCACCGCGCUGCUGGGGGUUCGCUGCUACGGCACCCACCUGAACGGCUACACCUGGCGCGGGGGCCGCCCCUGCAUGUGGCUGGGCCGCCGCGCCCCCACCAAGCCCACCUACCCCGGCCGGCUGGACAACCUGGCGGCGGGGGGCAUCACGGCAGGGCUGGGGGUGAUGGAGACGCUGGUGAAGGAGUGCCAGGAGGAGGCCUGCAUCCCCCCCACGCUGGCAGCCAAGGCCCGGCCCGUGGGCACCAUCAGCUACACCUAUGAGGACCAUCGGGGCAUCUUCCCCGAGUGCCAGUUUGUCUUCGACCUGGAGCUGCCCGAAGACUUCGAGCCCCACGUGGGAGACGGGGAGAUGCAGGAGUUUUACCUGUGGGGCCUAGAUGAGGUGAAGAACGCCAUCGCCUCAGGUGACUUCAAACCCAACUGCGCGCUGGUCGCCCUGGAUUUCCUCAUCCGGCACGGCCACAUCCAGCCCCACCACGAGCCCCACUACGCCGAGCUGGUCGAGGGGCUGCACCGGACCCUGUGAGACAUCGCCGCUCGUCUCCGCUUCUGCCGCCCCCGCCCAGCGACCACCGCUCCAGUGCCAACGGCGCCAGGACGCAGGGCCCAGCCCUUCUCCACCACGCCCCCCGGCACCUGCCUGAAUAAAGCCUGCCUCCCCGCA